Molecule: messenger RNA, 414 nt
Organism: Pomacea canaliculata
Lineage: Eukaryota; Metazoa; Mollusca; Gastropoda; Architaenioglossa; Ampullariidae
Product: osteocalcin 2-like
Exons: 4
Source: RefSeq, a predicted model, not a curated record
GAAUCGUCAGAAUCGUCAGAAUCCCCAGAAUCCCCAGAAUCGUCAGAAGAAUCGUCAGAAUCGUCAGAAUCGUCAGAAUCCCCACAAUCUCCAGAAUCGUCAGAAUCGUCAGAAUCGUCAGAAUCAGAAUCCCCAGAAUCCCCAGAAUCCCCAGAAUCGUCAGAGUCGUCAGAGUCGUCAGAGUCGUCAGAGCCGUCAGAGCCGUCAGAGCCGUCAGAGCCGUCAGAACCGUCAGAACCGUCAGAACCGUCAGAACCGUCAGAACCGUCAGAACCGUCAGAAUCGUCAGAAUCGUCAGAAUCCUUAGAAUCAAUCCCCAGAGUCGUCAGAGUCGUCAGAGCCGUCAGAAUCGUCAGAGCCGUCAGAGCCUCAGAAUCCCCAGAAUCGUCAGAAUCGUCAGAAUCGUCAGAAUCC